Somion occarium is the source of this 1139-nucleotide messenger RNA. The record is from the annotation of a GenBank genome assembly. NCBI's taxonomy places the organism in Eukaryota, Fungi, Basidiomycota, Agaricomycetes, Polyporales, Cerrenaceae.
AUCACUUCCACCAACGCUUCGCCUUAACUCUUGCACAUUCCCUCACCUUUUUAGCUGUGAAACGUCAUCAUAAUGGACGUCUCAGCUAUUUUAGCAGCCCACGAGGCCAAAAAGCAAGCCGUUACAGUUGAGAAGGAAAUUCCUCUUGAACUUGAUACUGGACUUCUGGCUGUAACCGACCUGAACCCCAUAGACUGUGAAAGCUACAAUGAAAAUCUAGAAGAUUAUCUCACAUCGACUGCCCGUGACGGCGUGCAAGCUCUUAUUGCAGCCCUUUUCUCAUUACCUACGAGCUCAUCAGCGGACGGUCCCCUUGCUCAGCUCCCACCACCUGCAACACAACUACCUCGUGCGAAGCCCCUACCAAAGCCCAAGCCUUUGACGAAGUGGGAGAAGUUUGCGAGAGCGAAGGGUAUACAGAAGAAGAGAAAAGAUAAGAAGGUCUGGGAUGAAGAGAAGCAGGAAUGGGUUAAUAAGUGGGGAUGGAAAGGUGCGAAUAAGGAUAAAGAGGUGCAAUGGUUGACGGAAGUGCCUGCCAAUGCUGAUGUGGACUUCAAUCCAAGUCAAGCAGCGCGCGCUGAACGGAAGGAAAAAAUGGCAAAGAACGAGCGGAAGCAUCUGCAAAAUCUUGCGCGAGCUCAAGCGGCGCAGGGUACUCCAAACGAAAGUGGAAAAGUCCCUCAGUCUCAGCGGAAACAACUGAUUGAUUACACGUUGGCAACUACAAGAGUCAGUACGGCUAGUAUGGGCAAAUUCGACCGGACGCUAGAAGGGGAGAAAAAGCUGAAAGGCGUCAAGCGGAAAUUUGAUGCUGCAGAGGUGUCCGCGGAGAAGGAGAAGUCAAGUAAUCUCACCAUCCUCUCAAAACUGGACCGCGAACCCGCAGCCAAGAAAUCCAAAAACUCAUCUGGUGAUAGUGUUCUUAAUGUUCGCAAAGCUGUGAGAGCAGUUAGUGGGGGACGAGGUAGCGCGACAUUGGCACGAAAGGCGGGCGGGAAGGGCAACAAGGGCAAGCGAUGAUACUUCUUUGUCAUUCCCCCUUCUUGUAGUCUUUUUGUCUUGAUAUCUUCUAGUGCACUACUUUUGGACGUUGCGAGUUUUUUAAUGCCGUCCAGAAUAUAUAAAUUUAGAUUCAAAGC